Molecule: messenger RNA, 375 nt
Organism: Eimeria maxima
Lineage: Eukaryota; Apicomplexa; Conoidasida; Eucoccidiorida; Eimeriidae
Exons: 2
Coding region: 1-375 (124 amino acids)
Source: RefSeq, a predicted model, not a curated record
AUGACUCUCGUUACAAAUCAUGCUCAGACAGAAACCAAAACCCUCGCCGAAGCACAAGAGGCCGAUGCGUUGGUGGAGGACUGGUCGGCUCGUCAGGAAGUUCAGGAUUAUCUCCUCAUCAAAGAUCUAGCUGAAAGCGACCUCGAAGAAGAUGCCAUCAAAAGGCAAGACAAAGAAAGGAAUGCUACGCUAGAUGAGGAGUUCACAGCAGAGCUAGUAAGCCUCGAGAAGCUAGAUGUUCUGCAUCGUCAGACCAAUAGUGGAAUGUAUUCACGUCUGCGGCAGGAAGCUGAAAGAAGGGCAGAGACAUCCAUUCAAGAGGCAGCCGAAGCCGCAGAAAAAGCAGCAGCGACUGCACCGCCAGGUGCUGUCUGA